UCCUCUUAUUUUCAGUGUGUGUGAGAGAGAGUGAUCCCGGGCGCCAUGACAACGAAAGCAUUAACUGCAUCCAUCGCCGGAGGAGGUAACAUCCUCUGUUCUCAUCGCUCCGGCAACCACCAAUUUAUCUCUUUGAAUCAGUUUUCGCCGUUGAAUCUCCGACGGAGCUCCAGUAACCUAGCUAAUCAGGAUCAUUUUCUUCAAAAGCCUAAAACGUAUCUUAGAUUUAAGUUUGUUAUCGCUAGAGCGGCCGAUUCUACUCAGGCGCCGAUUCCUGCGGCAGCUAUCGGUGGCAAGUCGGUGGUUGAAGACGAAGAGUUUUCGCUAGCAAAGGUCUCAUUUGGUGUUAUUGGACUAGGUCUUGGAGUCUCACUCCUGUCUUACGGUUUUGGGGCAUAUUUUAACAUUCUCCCUGGAUCUGAAUGGUCUGCAUUAAUGUUGACAUAUGGAUUUCCUCUUUCAAUCAUAGGGAUGGCUCUUAAGUAUGCAGAACUCAAACCAGUCCCAUGUUUGACUUACUCUGAUGCCCAGAUGCUGAGAGAAAAAUGUGCGACUCCCAUCCUUAAGCAGGUCAGAGAUGAUGUUAUCAGAUACCGCUAUGGGGAUGAGCAACAUUUAGAAGAGGCUUUGAAACGUAUUUUCCAGUAUGGUCUGGGUGGGGGUGUGGCUCGAAGAAAUGCUCCAAUAUUACAAAAGAUCCGCGAAGAAGUUACGGAAGAUGGUAAAUACUGCUUAGUGUUGGUGUUUGAAGCAAAAGCACUCGAGUUGGCUGAUUUCGAGAAAAGACAGGGAAAAUUUGCUUCCUUUUUCGGGCCAGGAAUCACAGCGGAAGUUGGGAUAGGAGAAGAAGCGAACGCAUAUGAUGUACGCCUUAUUUCCAACACAACAUUGUAAUUACACACAUUACAUACUGCUUGCUUAUUUGGGAAAGAGUUCCAUUAGAUUUUCUCUAGUCUGAAAACAUUGUAUCAUUCAUUAUAUAAAAGAACCAACAUAUUUCCACAGAGAUGUCACAUAUAAGGUAUCAAUAGCAACCUUGGCUCAAUAGUCAACAUUAUAGUCAGGUUGUUUGUUGUUUGAUUAUCGAGUCUUGUAUGGAUUAAAUUGUAUGUAUUGAGCAUUGACGAUAAGGAGGGAGGAGAGAGCAGCAAAGGGGAUCGACAUUUUUUAA
Molecule: messenger RNA, 1171 nt
Organism: Cynara cardunculus var. scolymus (artichoke)
Lineage: Eukaryota; Viridiplantae; Streptophyta; Magnoliopsida; Asterales; Asteraceae
Product: thylakoid membrane protein slr0575
Exons: 9
Coding region: 46-894 (282 amino acids)
Source: RefSeq, a predicted model, not a curated record